Molecule: messenger RNA, 3066 nt
Organism: Punica granatum (pomegranate)
Lineage: Eukaryota; Viridiplantae; Streptophyta; Magnoliopsida; Myrtales; Lythraceae
Source: RefSeq, a predicted model, not a curated record
AUGGCCUCCCCAGUUUCCAUAGAUUCUGCCAAACCCUUGUGUCAUGAAGCAGACAUGUCUGCACUGCUCCAAUUCAAGAGUAGCUUCAUUGUCACCGCUGAGGCAUCAAGGGGCCCUCUGGCGUACCCCAAGACUGAAUCUUGGGUGCUCGGGAACGUCAACAACGGCACAUCCUCGAACUGCUGUUUGUGGGAUGGCGUCCAGUGUGAGGAGAUAACUGGUUGUGUAAUAGCACUCGAUCUCAGCAGCAGCUUCCUCUAUGGUUCUAUAAACUCCACCAGUAGCCUCUUCCGUCUGGUUCACCUUCAGAGGAUCAACCUCGCCAAUAAUCACUUCAACUACUCUCGAAUCCCCACUGAGUUUGGGCUCUUUUCGGGCUCGACCCAUCUCAACCUCUCUUUCUCUGGCUUUUCGGGCCCAAUCCCACUCGAAAUAUCCAAACUAUCCAGGUUGGUCUCACUUGACUUGUGCUCUAAUGUGUAUCCCAACUCUACAGGAUUGCUCCAGCUCCAGGGCCAGGGUUUUACCUCCCUAGUUGAGAACUUGACCCUCCUCGAGGAUCUCUUUCUCGAAUACGUGAAUAUAUCAUCAUUGGUGCCCGAAAGAUUAGCGAACUUGUAUUCGUUGCGGACUCUGCGUUUGGCUCAGACUGGUCUUUACGGUGAAUUCCCAGCCGGUGUUUUUCAACUGCCCAAGUUGGAAAUAAUUGGCCUGUCCUUCAACAAUAUCACCGGGCACCUGCCCAAGUUCAACUCAACUAGUCCUCUUCGGAUUCUAGAUUUGGCCGUCACAAAAUUCUCUGGGGAGCUUCCAGUUUCACUUGGUGAUCUAAGCUCCUUGAUCUAUCUGAGGUUGAAUUCUUAUGGCUGCAAUUUUUCUGGGUCCAUACCGAAUUCCAUUGGAAACCUUCAGUCAUUGAAAUAUCUAGAUAUAGCCGGCUGCCAGUUCUCUGGCUCGAUCCCGUCUUCAUUUAGUAACCUCUCCGAGCUCAUGUACUUAGAUGUCGAGAUGAACUCAUUCAGAGCUCAGACACUCGAUUCCUUGUCCUGGCUUUGGAAAUUGACCAAACUCACCACCUUGGGCCUUCCGUUAAUAAAUUUACAAGGUGAAAUCCCAUCUUCCAUCGGAAACUUGUCACAACUAGUUACCUUGAGUUUGAUUGGAAAUGAGCUUAAGGGUCAAAUCCCACCUCAGCUGAUGAACCUCACCCAGCUUUCUAAGCUAUUCCUCAGGACCAAUCAGCUGUCAGGCCACAUCCCAAAUGGGUUAAUGAACAUGACUCAGUUGACAGUUCUUGACCUCUGUACUAACAAAUUAGAAGGUCCCAUACCGGCUACAAUCUCUCAGCUGCAAAACCUUCAAGUCCUUCGGCUUAUCGGGAACAAUCUGAUCGGAACUCUAGAUUUUGAUACCUUUCUUCCGCUCAAAAACCUGGUUGUCAUACAGUUGUCAAUGAAUAAACUCUCACUCAUCACAAGGGAUGGUACAAAUUCCAGGCUGCCUCAACUCCAAGCCCUUGGAUUGGCUGGGUGCAAUCUGACCGAGUUUCCGAGCUUCCUGAAAAAUCAGGAGGUGAUGGAUUGGUUAGACCUAUCCAACAACAAGAUAAGCGGAGAAAUACCGAAUUGGGUAUGGAACAUGAGCGUGAAUAAUCUGGAGUUCAUGAACCUCUCUUACAAUUUUCUCACAGGAUUUGACAGGAGGCCGGCUGUUCUUCCCUGGAAAUAUCUGGUCACUCUAGACCUCACGUCGAAUUUGUUGGAAGGACAUGUCCCCAUUCCACAACCAUGGAUUAGAUCUUAUCUUGUCUCCAAUAACAAGCUGACUGGGAACUUUUCUGCAUCGAUCUGCAAUUUGAGUUCUUUGGUCAUUCUCGACCUGUCCUUCAACUUCCUUGGUGGUGAGCUUCCUCAAUGUUUGGGAAAUAUCAGUAAUUCUCUCUUGUUGCUGAAUUUGCAAAGCAACAGGUUUCAUGGAACUGUCCCUCAGUUCCAUGCGAUUGGGAUGCAGCUAAGGAUGAUCAGUCUCGCUGAGAAUCAUUUCCAAGGGAAGUUACCGAGAUCUCUCACCAAUUGUCCAGAUCUGCAGUUCAUUAACUUCGGAAUCAAUCAGUUCAAUGACACGUUCCCAUCUUGGUUGGAAUCUCUCCCAGAGUUGCGGGUCCUCAUUCUGCGGGCAAAUCAAUUUCAUGGUUCCAUUGGAAAGCCUAGUUCUAAUCCUGCUUUCCAGAAGCUCCGUAUAAUUGACCUCUCUCACAAUUCAUUUUCUGGUGAGCUGCCUCGUGACUACUUUCGGAGUUGGAAAGAGAUGAAAGUUGUCAACACAACCCUGGGCAAGUUAUCUUAUAUGAACCAAAGUUUACAGGUUGCUAACUAUCUUGAAUACACCUACUUUGGAAAUUACGAGUAUUCCAUGACUAUUAUCACUAAGAGUCUUGAGUUAUACUACCCAAAGAUAUCCGAAGAUAUCAAAGCUAUGGAUUUUUCUUGGAACAUGUUUGAGGGAGAGAUUCCAGACACUAUUGGAGAGCUAAAGGAGCUUCAUUUGCUAAACCUUUCAAGCAAUUUCCUGACGGGUCAAAUUCCAACAUCUCUGGGAAACCUCGGGGCACUCGAAUCACUCGAUCUAUCUCAGAACAGGCUCUCCGGGGAGAUUCCUCAGGAACUACUCAGGCUCAACUUUCUCGCGGUCUUGGACGUGUCCUACAACAAUCUCACAGGCCCAAUACCCAGGGGACAACAGUUCAAUACAUUCCCAAAGAGCGCUUACGAAGGAAAUGAGGGGCUGUGCGGAGAUGUUAUAUCAAGAAGAUGUGGAGGUUUAGAUACGGAGCCAGCGGGGAAAACUGGGACCUCGGGAAAGGAGCAGGGCUCGGACUCAUGGUACGAGCUUGACUGGAAAAUAGUUGUGAUUGGUUAUGGAGGUGGAUUAGUCGUAGGGGUGCUUAUUGGGAGUGUUUUUAUCUCAGAUGAACAUGGUUGGUUCGCAGCAGUCAUUGUGAGGGUGCAGGAGCAUAGGAGAAGAAGGCGGAAAAGUAGAAAGAGACGCCUCAACCGCAGGAACUGA